AUGGCCGACGAAUACGGAGCCGACGAUGCGCUGCUGGCCGCCAUGGCCGCCGCCGAUCCGACGCCCGUCGCACGCCGGCCCGCGCCUCCGCAGCAGCAGCCGCGACCGCACAAGAUCCAGCAGCCCGUGCCGCAGCGCCUCGACAAGGCACCACCACCCGCGGCCGCAGGGCCGGGAGGAGGCAAAGUGGUGCAGCCGACGCCGCAGUCGCUCCCGCAGAGACAAGGCGCCUCCAAUAUCCUGGUCUCGCCGCGGCAGCGCGGCAAUCCGGUCCUGACGCACAUCAAGUCGAUGCCCUGGGAGUACAGCGAUAUCCCGGCCGACUACAUUCUCGGGGUCACGAUGACGGCCGUGCUGUUUCUAAGUCUCAAAUACCACCGCCUCCAUCCUGAAUACGUCUACACCCGAAUUCGAAACCUGCAAGGCAAAUACAACCUGCGAAUUCUACUCACGAUGAUUGAUAUUCCGAAUCACGAAGACCCUCUCCGCGAGCUGUCCAAGACGUCCAUGGUCAAUAAUGUCACCAUUAUAUCGUGCUGGUCUGCCGCCGAGGCGGCGCGCUACUUGGAGCUGUACAAGGCCUACGAGCACGCCAGCUUCGAAGCGAUCCGCGGCAAGCAGUCUUCGAGCUACGCAGAGCGACUUGUCGACUUUGUUACGGUCCCGCGCAGCUUGAACAAAUCCGACGCUGUGGCGCUCGUGGCCAAUUUCGGCAGCCUCCGAAACGCCAUCAAUGCCGACGCGGAGCAGCUUGGCAUGCUGAGCGGCUGGGGCGGUGUCAAGGUCAAGCGCUGGAGCGCCGCGAUCGAGGAGCCAUUCCGCGCCAAGAAUGCCUCCAAGCGUGUCCUGCCUACGGGUGGUGCCGCUGCCGUCGCCGCCCCUGCUGAGCCCGGAGCAUCGCGGCUGCAAGAGGCAGUGCCGCUCUCGCGCGUGCCGUUGCGCGACAUGCCAGCUGUCUCGGCCGCUGAAACGACAACAACAGGUCAGGCGGCCCAUUCGAGCAAGCAGUUUCACUUUCGUGGGGACACGGACGACGAGGAGGAUGAGCUAGACGCUGCCGCGGCCACUGCUUCCAAACCGGCAGACACGAUCAGCAAAGUAGCGCAGCCUGAGCCUGAAGCACUCUCGGAGGGAAUUGCUGCCGCAUUAGCAAAACUUCGCAAGUAA
Cordyceps militaris CM01 is the source of this 1167-nucleotide messenger RNA. Its product is annotated as mating-type switching protein swi10. Lineage: Eukaryota; Fungi; Ascomycota; Sordariomycetes; Hypocreales; Cordycipitaceae. Gene Ontology annotation, cellular component: ERCC4-ERCC1 complex; nucleus; nucleotide-excision repair factor 1 complex. Bases 1 to 1167 code for a protein of 388 amino acids. The record is from RefSeq and is a predicted model, not a curated record. Gene Ontology annotation, biological process: nucleotide-excision repair; meiotic mismatch repair; mitotic recombination. The transcript is spliced from 2 exons. Gene Ontology annotation, molecular function: damaged DNA binding; single-stranded DNA binding.